Molecule: messenger RNA, 3825 nt
Organism: Penaeus vannamei (Pacific white shrimp)
Lineage: Eukaryota; Metazoa; Arthropoda; Malacostraca; Decapoda; Penaeidae
Source: RefSeq, a predicted model, not a curated record
UUUGUGAUCCCAAGGUGAAGAGACAUACGUGCUUAUUAAUUGAUUAUCAUCACUAUUUUUUUCUCUUUAACUGUAUUCAAAGUGCACCAGUUUACUUAUUAUCUAAUCGAAUUUAGAAAAGAAAAAAGAAAAACGUUUGUUGUGAUAAUGGUGAACCUCAAAACCGGAUAAACAAGAUAAGGAUAAAAAACACACAAAAUCGUGUUUUUUCCGACGACUUUUUGGAUUUAUUUCUCCUUCGCCGCCCGCAACCAACUACCCCCCUUCAGAAUGGACGGCGACGCGGAGUGGGUGGGAGUGGACUUUGAAUUCGGCCGGCCGGGAAACGCUGGGCCGACCACCACCUCACGCCCACGCCCUCGCCCACGCCCUUCGGUCCCCCGCCUGCCGCCCGUGGGACCCGCCACAGAGCCGCCCCACGAUGCCAACGACGUCGCCCCCGCCACGCCCACGGGAGGGUUCAAUGCCGCAGCGCUGGCCGGGGCUGUGGGCGGGGUGCUGGGCGUCGUCCUGCUGCUGUUGGUCGUCUAUAUGUUCGUGCUGAGGAGGAAGCUUAGCAAGGCGAAGGUGGCGCGCGGCGACUCCGAGUACCGGCUGCGCGUGGAGGACGUGGCCCACCUCACGCACCUGGACGAGACGAGCAACACCUACGUGAACACGACCGACCUGCAGAAGCUGGUGUCGUCGGUGCGCGCCAAGAAGAAGGCGGAGGAGAAGCUGCCGCUGCCGCCGCGCCUUCAGCCGCAGGCGCCGCCGCUGGUGCGGCAGCCGACGUCGCCGCCCGCCAGCGACCGCUCCUCGGCGUCGUCCGCGGCCCAGGCGGACAACGACGCCUUCAGGGGCGACGUGGACGUGGUCACCCUGCGGCCGCCCAUGCCGCUGCCGCACCCCAAGCCGGACAUCCUGCAGGGCGUCCUCCCGCCCAGGACGGGCGCCCUCAGCCCGGAGCCCGUGUCGGAGAUCAUCUACUCGAACCUCCACCAGCCCUCGCAGCCGACGCCGCAGCCGACGCCGCAGUCGCCGGUCGCGAAGGCCGCCCGGAUCGAGCCGCCCAAGAUCGCGCCCCCGCCGCCCCCGGCCAAGAAGCCGAAGAGGGAGGCGGCCGUGACGGUGUCGCCGGCGGUGGUGGCGGUGGGCGGGCCGGAGGAGACGGACGCCCCGGUGUCUCCCACGGUGAUCGCCCGGCCGGCGCCGCCCCGCCGUGGCCAGGCCGGCGGCGCCCGCGGGCUCCCCGCCCACCAACACCAAGGAUCGAAGCGCCGUCCAGAAGCCGACGCCCCCCGUGGCGCCCAAGCCCCAGAAGGCCGCCUCCUCAGACGCCCCGACGCCCACGAAGACGCCGCCGCCCAAGCCCGCCCUCCCGAAGGCCGCGAAGCCCGGCGUGCUAAGCAAGGGGCGCGGCCUCCCCCCCCUCAAGAUGGCGCUGCUCCACUCCGACAGCAGGAGCUCCAUCGACAGCUGCGCCACGCCCGACACCAGCGUGCUCGAACUCACGCCCGACGCGGACGAGGGGCGGAGCACGGCGUCCAUCAGCGCCAAGAUCGCCUUCCUGGAGGGCAAGAUGAAGAGCCCCGCGACGGCCCCCAGGGGGAUGCCGGCCAAGACCUGAGGACCCCCCCUCCGCCCCCCUUCGACCGAGACAAAUCAGUAUUAAGCAUGGCUGCUGAGCGGGUACUCAUCAUCGUCAUCAUCAUCAUCAUCACCUGACGGGAGGUUCCGCGGCCCCACCGAGGAGAGCACUCGGGGGUCGUCGGUUCGAAACAAGAGGGACCCCAAGGUUUCUUUCUUCGGUAGUAGGGACGUCGGCUGGAAGAGAGCAGCAGUGCCUUCCGAGGGAGUGAGGACAGCGCGCCCAUCCCGUGACGUCACGUCCCGUCGAAGGGGGUUUCCCGGCUCGCCCCGACUCGCUGACGUCCCCCCCCCUCCCCCCCCCCCGCGCCUCGUGACUUCGACCGAUGGUGUCCGUAAAUGAUUUUUGUAAACGACGUCCAUAGAGGAAUUUUUUUUUCUUGUCCGUAAGUGGUGUCUGCAGAUGAUGUCCGUCAUUGGUCCGUGGAUGAUGUCAGUGAAUGAUGUCCGUUAGUGGUGUCAACAAGACCCGCGCAGGAAGCAGUAUGUAGUGAUAAGAUGUUGUCAGUAGAUUUAAGACGUUGCUUUCUCAAGACUUUUACGUAUCGUUGCCCUUCAGUAAAAAAAAAAAUAGUUUCUAUAUCACACAGUAAACCCAUCACAUCAGGUGCAAUAUAUAUAUACUCUUUGUGAUGGUAAAUACAUAUGUAGGUGUCAAUCUGUCCGCCUGUAUCUACGUCUAUCUGUUUGUAUAUCUAUAUAGAGAGAUAUAGAUAUGGUCAUAUAUAUAUAUUAUUUGUAUGUAUAUGUGUGUGUGUGUGUGUGUGUGUGUGUGUGUGUGUGUGUGUGUGUGUGUGUGUGUGUGUUGUGUGUGUGUGUGUGUGUGUGUGUGUGUGUGUGUCUGUGUGUGUGUCUGUGUGUGUGUGUGCGUACGUGUGUACAUACGUGCGUUCGAGCGUGUAUUUCUACGUGUUACUAUAUGUAUAUUAUAUUAAUAUAUGUAAAUUUGUAAGUGUAUGGAUAUCUUAGUUUAGUAUCGAGUGAGAUCUGGUCUAUCGUUAAUUUAUUUUGUGAAAUGAGCAGAUCAUUAACAAGAACAGUUACAAGCGAGAUAUUAGAGACCGCCAAAUGAAACGAAGGAAUGCGAUGGAAAAUGGCGUAUAGGAAGACAGACAGAAGUGGAAAAUUGGAAGUGGGAUAAAGGAGUGCAAAAAGGAUGGAAAAGUGCCGAGAGAGGAAGAUGAUGAUAAAGAAGAAGUAAGGAAACUCCCAAGAAUUAUAUAAAGAUGAAAGACUAAUGAGAUAACGAACAGGAAAAGAAAAAAAUCUUGAGCCUUGAGAAAAAGAAAAGGAGAGAAAUUCGUGGAUAAAGAGAGGAAAAAGGUAAAGAGACAUGACAACACAUAGAUAAAAACAAAGACAAAUCCCGACAAAGAGGACAAAAGAGACAAAACUAGACAUAUAUGAUAAAAAAGACUAAACUAGACACCUGCGAUAAAAGACAUGACAAAACUAGACAUUUAUGAUAAAAAAGGACGUAAGAUAGAAACAAAACUUGACAAAUACGACAAAGAUAGAUCCAAAUCUGAGAAAAAUAAACAAAGAUAGAAGAUAUAGAAAAAAAAGAAAAAAAUAGACAGAAUUAGAUAUAGAAAAAAGACAAAAAUAGACUAAUAGCCCAAAAAUAGACAGAAUUAGAUAUAUAAGUAACAAUGGGCUAUUAUAACAUUUAUAAAACCACAUGUAACAUGAUGCCAAAGGUUAUUCGAACUCGGGAAUGUUCUGGAAUGUAAAUUAAUCCACAAACAAGUCAUAUGAUUAUAGAACCUUCACACAGACUGUUCUUGAGGCAUUUACUUUAAUUUUGUACAUAGGAUUUCUCCUUGUUAUGUGACACCCUGUGCGUUAUUCAUAUAGAUUCCAUGCUCACAAAUAAUGCAGAUGUGUUCGUUUAAGUUGCAGAUGUGUUCGUUUCAAUAGGCCAUAUGAUAUCAGGUAUAUCCCAGUAAGUAUAUGAAGAUUAUAAUGAAAGAAUAUGUGUUUUAUUUCUUUUCUUUUUCUUCUUAGUGUAACGAUUCAGUGGGACAAGCCGAAUUGAUCGUUAGUUCCAUAAUCGAUUGAGGUGAUUCCCUUGUUUGGAUGGGUUGUUAGCUGAGAAGCAGUGUUGUGUAUAUAUACAUGUCAUGUUCAUAAACUUGUAUUUUUUUUUAAAGAUACAUGGAUAAUGUCAUCCUUCAUUAAAUCAUUGAUCAUUUG